Knipowitschia caucasica is the source of this 639-nucleotide messenger RNA. The record is from the annotation of a GenBank genome assembly. NCBI's taxonomy places the organism in Eukaryota, Metazoa, Chordata, Actinopteri, Gobiiformes, Gobiidae.
AUGGCGCUAAACGAUGCCAGAGCAGACCCUCCAGCCUUCACCAACGGGGGGCGCCACUCUCGCUCCUGCGGCAGCGUCCACUCAUCUCCUAAAUCCGAGACGACGGUUUGCAACGGCAAAGAUCCGCUAACGGCAGCUUCCAGCGGGGACUCCGUCACCACUGACAACGAUGACGACAGCAGUGGCAUUGAUAAAACGAGUGAAAACCCUCACAAACCGAACAAACCAAAGAAAAAUGGCAGCGUUGUGAAGCAGAACGGAUUGUUGAAACACAUUUCAUCUCCUAAAAGCCAGCAGGCUUUACCUCUCCAGCCCAGAGGUGUUUGUUGUAAACAGUGCCACUACCCCUCCGUCCUGCCCUUAUGUCAGUGUGGUCAGCCGGACUGCCCGCUGUUCAACACUCUCCCGGUGCCUUGUGUGAGGGCCGGGAGCUCCCAAACCUGCCCGUGCUGUGCUCCACCAUGCAGCUACCCACCCCAGUUCCCUCCCACACUCUGCACUCAGCAGCGACACCACCAGCAGCAGCGGUGGCAAGAGCAUCUGCACCGGCACGCACACGGGCCCAACCUCAGAAAAGGAUUUAAGAUGAGGGCACCAUGGCUAAUACUACUGCAUGGAUCUGCAGGUAACAUGAACUAA